This is a messenger RNA of Lucilia cuprina (Australian sheep blowfly), 873 nucleotides long. Its product is annotated as keratin-associated protein 21-1. The record is from RefSeq and is a predicted model, not a curated record. The transcript has a single exon. NCBI's taxonomy places the organism in Eukaryota, Metazoa, Arthropoda, Insecta, Diptera, Calliphoridae. The coding region runs from base 69 to 722 and encodes 217 amino acids.
ACAUACUUGGAAACGAAAUAUAAAUUUUAUCAACUUUAAACCACAAAAGAAAAACCAACAACUUUAAAAUGAAAUUGUUCGUAUGUGUUUUUGCUUUAGUAGCUGCAUUGUCACCAGCUCAGGCUACCUUCGAUAAAUUGGGAUUUUUAAUUGGAGGCACAACUAGCGGUGCAGCUGGUUAUGGCAGAAGUUUGAAUACUGGCUAUGGUGGUGGUUAUGGAUAUGGUGGCGGUUAUGGCGGUGGUUAUGGAUAUGGUGGUGGUUAUGGCGCGGGAUAUGGUGGCAACAAUGUCAAAGUUAUUAAGGUAACUGUAGUACCCGGCAGUGGUGGCUACUCUGGCGGUUAUGCCGGCGGCUAUGGUGGUGGUUAUGCUAGCGGUUAUGGUGCUGGUUAUGCUGGCAGUUCUAUUGCCUACCAACCUGCUGUAUCAACUUCGGCAGUAGUUACUCCAGUUGUAACCGCUGUUUCCACUCCCGUUGUUACUUCAACUACUCCUUUGGUUACUCCUGCUUAUACUGGUUCCUAUGGCGGUAGUUUCGGCUCUUCAUAUGGCAUUGGCGCUGGCUAUGGUGCUGGUUAUGGUGGUGGUUAUGGUGCUGGCUAUGGUGCUGGUUAUGGUGCUAGUAUUCCUGUUUCAUAUGGUGCCGGUGCUGGUUACGGUUAUGGUGGUGGUUUCGGUUUGGGCUUUGGUCAACCUGCUGGUUUUUCCGAUUGGUGUUAAAUCUGUUAUGAAAACGAUUUCUGAAUUGCAUGAAUCAUGUUUUUUUUUUUUGUUAUUUAUUUUAAAUACUCUUUCUUUGUUAUGUUUUAUUUCUCUCCAGUCAGUAAUUUACGAAUAAAGUGUUGAAAUUUUUUAAAGUUUAUUAAUAAAA